Molecule: messenger RNA, 1916 nt
Organism: Carya illinoinensis
Lineage: Eukaryota; Viridiplantae; Streptophyta; Magnoliopsida; Fagales; Juglandaceae
Product: jasmonate-induced oxygenase 2-like
Exons: 3
Coding region: 452-1537 (361 amino acids)
Source: RefSeq, a predicted model, not a curated record
UAUUUGUUUGGCCCGUGAAGUGUGAACGAACCCCAGCAAAGGCGCGCAAAUUAAUAACAAAAAUCUAUACAUCCAUACAAAACCGUAGUGUUUGGACAAACAAAAAUCUAGACGACCUUCGGCUCUCGCACGGCCACUACUCCCACACGCUUCAGAAAAACCACCUUAUAUCUCACGUUUCUCUUUCACCUCCAUAUCAUCUCCCCCAGUACUCCACCUAAUUGUCCCAGCUCCUUUAACUACUACUCUCAAUUCUCAAACGUCUAUCCCUCCCACAUGCACCCAGUGAUCAAUAUAUCUCUCUGAUCUCUCUCUCUCUCUCUCUCUCUCUCUCUGUGAAGUACUUGGAAUAAUCCGAACUUGUAUUUUUUACGGAUCGAGACUUCUAUAUAUAUUUUCGUUAACUUGGAUAAACCUCUGAAGCCAAACCUAAUUGUUAAUUAAAAACAUCAUGAAUUGCCCGGUAGAUUGGCCCGAGCCAAUAGUUCGCGUCCAAUCCUUGUCCGAAAGUGAAGUACCAGUGAUUCCAGACCGAUACAUCAAGCCGCCACUAGAAAGGCCAACCGCAGCUAAACAAAGUACUGAUGCUAGCGAUGUUAAUAUCCCAAUCAUCGAUCUUCAAGGCUGGGACGGAGACGAUGAUCUUCGUGCCACCAUACUUGGCCAAAUAUCUGAGGCUUGUCGAAAGUGGGGGUUCUUCCAAAUCCUCAACCAUGGAGUUAAUCCCCAACUACUGGACCGUGCCCGAGAGGUUUGGCGCGAGUUCUUUCACUUGCCAAUGGAGAUGAAGCACGUUUAUGCUAACUCACCGAAAACUUAUGAAGGGUACGGUAGCCGACUUGGGGUGGAAAAGGGUGCCAUUCUUGAUUGGAGUGACUACUACUUUCUGCACUACCUUCCAUUAUCGUUGAAGGAUUGCAACAAAUGGCCUGCCCUCCCGGCUGACUGCAGGGAAGUGCUCGAUGAGUAUGGGAGAGAACUAGUGAAGCUGUGUGGGAGAUUAAUGAAACUUUUGUCUAUAAACCUGGGAUUGGAAGAGGAUGUUCUUCAAAACGCAUUCGGCGGCCAGAAUAUUGGAGCCUGUCUAAGGGUGAACUUUUAUCCAAAGUGUCCACAGCCUGACCUGACCCUUGGUUUGUCAUCCCACUCGGACCCAGGUGGCAUGACGCUGCUCCUUCCAGAUCAUCAAGUUCCUGGCCUUCAAGUCCGUAGACAAGACGAAUGGAUUACUGUCAAACCGGUUCCCCACGCUUUUAUCGUCAAUAUUGGCGACCAAAUUCAGGUUAUAAGCAAUGCAAUAUACAAAAGCGUGGAGCAUAGAGUGAUUGUAAAUGCAGCCAAAGAGAGGGUCUCCCUCGCUUUCUUCUACAAUCCGAAGAGUGAUAUACCCAUAGGGCCAAUAAAGGAGCUCCUCGCACCGGAUAAACCUGCUUUAUACGCACCCAUGACGUUCGAUGAAUAUAGGCUUUUCAUAAGAAUGAGGGGUCCUCGUGGCAAAUCACAAGUGGACUCACUCAAGUCUCGAUCGAUGACAUGAUGAUCAGUUUCUUCCACUGUAAAUAGCUAGCCUGCCCUCAUGAUGAUCCCCCGGCCUACUGACUAUCGAUUCAAAUAUUGUACAUGCAUCUUGUAAAGGUACGUACGCACGUACUAGUGUAUAUAUAUAUAUAUAUAUAAUAUAUUCCUUUGAAAAAGAAAAAGGAAAAAAAGGAUGACACUGCAUCGUGGAUUAGAACGAACGAGCUAGCUAGCUAGCGGAAUACAGAAAGUGAAGGAUAUUUGAUUGGUCUCCGAUAUCCAAUAUUUGGGUUUUAUCAUGAUCACGAAUCAAAAGUACUGAUCCUGAUCAAUAAUAUUACUUGCAUCUUUUUAAUUCCCACUUGAUCAACUUGUUAACCAUGCAGGCUAGUACAAAU